This is a messenger RNA of Indicator indicator, 347 nucleotides long. RefSeq names its product S100 calcium binding protein A16 (gene S100A16). Gene Ontology annotation, cellular component: perinuclear region of cytoplasm; nucleus. The record is from RefSeq and is a predicted model, not a curated record. The transcript has 2 exons. Gene Ontology annotation, molecular function: calcium ion binding. Bases 2 to 322 code for a protein of 106 amino acids. NCBI's taxonomy places the organism in Eukaryota, Metazoa, Chordata, Aves, Piciformes, Indicatoridae.
CAUGGCUGAGUGCACGGAGCUGGAGUGGGCGGUGCAGGUGCUGGUGACCAACUUUGACAAGUACUCGAGCCGCCGCUGCUGCUGCAAGAAGCCUCCACGCAUCAGCAAGAAGGAUUUCCGCAAGAUGCUGAGCUGUGAGCUCAACCACAUGCUGACGGACACCGGGAACCGCCGGGCGGCCGACAAACUGAUCUGCGACCUGGACGAGAACAAGGACGGAAGGAUCAGCUUCGAAGAGUACUGGACCCUGAUCGGGGGCAUCGCCAGCCCCAUCGCGCAGAUCAUUCGCCAGCAGGAGCAGAGCAUUAAGCACACCAAGUAGCUGGCUCCAGCCGGACCCUCCCCAA